AUGGGUGAGCAAGCCCACCAUGGAGCCCAAGUGUGUUCUGGCACCAACCCCAGGAAGUGCCAGGACUUAGGAGAUUCGAUUCUUCUGCUUCUAGGCAGCUUCAUCUUACUCAACGUGGGGAUCAACGUGGUGACUCUGCUCUGGAGGCAUCUGAAGAGCUCCUUGCGAAUUCUUUUCCAUCAUUUUUUCCCCAAAGACAAGCAACCCAGCACUAUAGGCAGCCAUCCUGUGUGUAUGCGCUACUCCGUGAACCCCAAAAACCUGUGCUCAAGAGUCUCUUCUCGCUUUCAUCAUCGCCCCAGCUUCCUGCUUGGGCACUCUAAUCACCUUGACUCCUGGAUACCAGACACGAAUGAUGAGAAGACUUCUAAGUGCUGUUGGAUGCCGCCUCAGUGUGGACACACAGUAGCUCCCACAGAGCCUCCACGGGGACUGUGGAAGGAGGGAAUGAUGGGAGCUGGGGAGGCCCCUCAGGUCACAGCUUUAAAGGCCCAAGCCUCGUUUUUCUCCAGGCCAGAGACUUCUUCCCAGUUCAAUGCCCCUUUGGCCAACUUCAAGGCUCACAAACCAAAGAUGAGCAAGUUGGACAUGGUUUCACUGUGCUUGCCCCAAGAGAGCAAUAUUAAAACUCCAGCCCAGUUGUUGUCCCAGUCCCCAGCCCAGUCCCCAGCCCAGGCCCCUGAGCACAACUCAGUCCAGGCCCCUGAGAACACCCCAGUCCAGGCCCCCAAGCACACCCCAGCUCACACCCCAGCCCACACCUCAGCCCAGGCCCAGGUUCACUCUCAGGCCCAAUCCCCUGAACACACCUCAACUCACAACCGGGCCCACUCCCAGGCCCCCACUCCUGAGCACACAUCAGUCUAUGCCCCAGACCACACCCCUGCCCGGGCCAGGACCCACUUCCAGGCCGACAUCCCUGAGCACACCUCAGUCCAUGACCCAACCCACACCCUGGUCCAUGCUCAGACCCACUCCCAGGUCCACGCUCCUGGGCACACCUCAACCCAUGACUCAACCUAUACCCUGGCCCAUAUUCAUCUAAACCAUACCCAUGACCAUUCCCCAGCACCUGCCUCAACUUCUGCCCCAGUUCCUUCCACAAUUUCUACCCCAACUAGUACUCCUACCCCAGCCCCUACCCCAGCCCCUGCCCCAACCCCUGCCUCAUCACUGGUCAUGGCCCUGGCUACCGCCCCUGUCCCUGCCAGUACUCCUGCUCCUGUCCCUGAGCCCACCCCUACCCACAUUCUAACCCCUAUUCCCUCUAACCUGGCUGCCUUCAGCCAUGGCCUUUCCACUGGACACGUGGUCUACGAUGCCCGCAGGGUAAAGCAGGACUUCUUCCAUGUGCACAGUCCCAAGAACUCUGAGUAUUCUAGAAAGGACUUGGGUACCCUCUCCAGGCCCCAAGAUGGGCAGGGCCUGGUGAGCUCUGGUACAUCUGAGCAAACGAAGCAACAUGGUAGGGAUGGUGCCACGCCCCCUACAGGCUCUGUGCUGGGCUACUUGGAGUUGGGGGAUGUGCAGUGGAAGGUCCCAGAUGAUGGUAAAGACAAGUUUGUCCAGCCCAAGACCUUCCCUUACUGCAGCUUUCAUCCCUGCAGUUCUGGGAGGAAGAGCACAGACUCCCAGGCUCCAGUCUACCCCAAGUUCCUGGUCUACUCCCAGGAAGCUGCACCUUCUCAACCUUGUUUUCAUUCUCCAACCACUGCCCAGGGCUCAUUGAACACCAUUCCUCCACCAUAUACUCUUUCCCUGCCUCUUGUUCCUCCCAGAUGCUUUGUCCUUCCUGAAUCCACCAGCCAUCAGAAACCCUUGACCUCAAUACAAACCCCUACCUCUCUCCCAACCUCCAAGUCUCCUCAGUCCAUCCCCCCUUCCCCAUUCCUCAUCUCUCCCCAGUUCAGCAUUUCCCAAUCCCUGAUCCAACUCCAAUCCUCUGAACCUCACAAGAGUCAAGGCCUUAUCCAAGACCCCGGCCUCCAAAGAAGUCCAUGUCCUUCAAAAGACCCAGGGCUUACCCAAGAUCCAGGCCUCCACAAGAACUCAGGCCUUACCCAAGAUCCAGGCCUCCUCAAGAACCACGGCCUUACCCAAGAUCCAGGCCUCCAUACGCAUCCUGAUCUCUAUAAGAUCCCAAUUUCUUCUCAAGACUCUGGCCAUCACAAGAGUCCAGGCAUUAUCAAAGAUUCUGGCCCCCAAAAGAGCCCUACACAAGAUGCUGGUAUCUUUAGGAGCCCAUGUGUCAGUCAACCCUCUGACCUCCAUAAGAGCACACUAUUUACCCAAAAUUCUGGCUUUCAGAGGACCUCAGGCUUUAUACAAGACUCUGGGGUCUAUAGGAAACUAAACCUAAACCAAGAGACCAUAGUUGACAAAAGUCAAGGCCUCCCCCAAGCAGCUGGCCUCCAGAAAAGCCCAGGCCCUUCCCAAGAUUCUGGAGGCUACAAGAGUUCAGGCAUUGCCCAAGAUUCAGAAGUCUGCAGGAGUCCAGCCCUAACCCAGGAACCUGGUCUCCACAAGAACUUAGGCCUUGUCCAAACCUCCAGCCUUCCUAAAGGCUCAAGCCUUACCCAAGACUCAGGAGACUAUAAGAAUCUAGGCCUUACCCAAGAUUCUGGAGUACACAAGAGCCCAGGUCUUACUCAAGAUUCCAACCUCCACAAGAGUCCAGGUCUUACCCAAGCUACUGAAGUAAAAAAGAAAUCUGGCCUUACUCAAGAUAUUAGAGUUUGUAGGAGCCUAGAACAUACCCAAGGCCCUAACCUCCACAAGUGCACAGGAAUUAAUCAAAAUCCUGGACCCCAUAAAGGUGCAGCCCUUACCCAAGGCUCUGGCCCUCCCAAGAGUCCUGGUCUUACUCAGAAAUCUGGCCCCCACAAGGACUCAUGCCUUAGCCAAGAUCCUGGUCUCCAAAAGAGCUCAGGCCUUGCUCUAGGUACUGACUCUGUCCCAGUCUUAGGCCCUCUUCAGACCCCCAAGUCAACACCAUCCGUGAUGAAGUCAUGUGUGUCUGAGGAGUCUCCCCAGAGGGAUGAGACCGAGCAGCACAUACCUGGGACUCCCAUCCCACUCAAUCAGAACUCCAGUUCUUCCAAGCCUCAGGGGAUCUGCAGCGAUCUACAAACCUUCUCAGAGGUACCUGUAUUAAUUGAUCUGCAGCCAUCCUCCCGGCGGGCAGGCAGCCAAGAUUUGGUAUACCGCCCUAUGGAUACAGUUCCUCCAGCCUGCCAGAACUAUCGCCAAAUGUCUAUGCCUCUCAAAAUCAACUGGAAGCCCCACUGCCCUGGACCAGGCCACCGGGCAGGGCAUGUGGUCUUUGAUGCCCGCCAGAGACAGUUAGGAGUGGGCAGGGACAAAUGUGAAGCUCUGUCUCCCAGGCGCCUUCACCAAGAGGCACCCAGCAACUCAAGGAGACCACCAAGGAGUGGGGAUAUCAGCACUGCUGCGCAGAACAGGCAAGAGUCUGGAGGCGUGGCCUCCAACGCCCUGGUAGCUCCGGAGACAAACUACAACUCCCAGGACAGCCCGAGAACUCAAGAGGGCGAAAGGAAUGACGAAGUUCUCACAGAGAGGGGCGUGGUCAUAAUUUAG
This is a messenger RNA of Loxodonta africana (African savanna elephant), 3597 nucleotides long. It is a transcript of the gene SPEM3, whose product is annotated as SPEM family member 3. Gene Ontology annotation, cellular component: cytoplasm. The record is from RefSeq and is a predicted model, not a curated record. Gene Ontology annotation, biological process: flagellated sperm motility; sperm individualization. NCBI's taxonomy places the organism in Eukaryota, Metazoa, Chordata, Mammalia, Proboscidea, Elephantidae.